Molecule: messenger RNA, 2153 nt
Organism: Rhopilema esculentum
Lineage: Eukaryota; Metazoa; Cnidaria; Scyphozoa; Rhizostomeae; Rhizostomatidae
Product: F-box only protein 42
Cellular component (GO): SCF ubiquitin ligase complex
Molecular function (GO): protein binding; ubiquitin-like ligase-substrate adaptor activity
Source: RefSeq, a predicted model, not a curated record
CAACAUCGGUAGAUCAGUAAACAAAAUGGAUGACUUGCCAGAAGAGAUUGUCGUUAAAAUACUAUCCUGCCUCUCACCGUACAGAGAUUUUUCAGCAGCGCGCCUUGUGUGUCAGAAGUGGCAUCGUGUUAUAAAUACUAUAAUCAAAUCUUUGAAAAGAGAACUGCAAAACGCCGUGCAGAAUGGCGACCUCGCAUACACAAAGCUUGAUUUCGCGGCGGCCCGUCCUGCUAGACUUGUUCGUGGACGAGAAAGAGAACUGGCAAUAUCUACUAGCCGAUCUCAUCGUCGUACAAAUUUCAGUGGCGCAUACGAACCUAGUCCUAGGUUUUCACAUAAUGCUUGUAUUGCUGGAGGCUUUCUUUAUGUUUUUGGAGGUUGUUCGUUGUCUAGUUCAAGCUCGAAUUCUACUUUCAACGACUUGCACCAGUUUGAUUUAGUGAAAAAAUCUUGGCAGCGAAUUACAGUCAAUCGAGGGUAUAUGCCGGCACCACGCGAAUGUGCUUCCAUGGUUGCAUACGACGGGAAACUUGUAAUUUUCGGAGGUUGGUGCUCUCCAAGAUCCACUGAGGUCACAGGUGUCCCAAAAUUUUUUAAUGAUGCUGCUAUAGUUGACAUUGGCCAGCGUAGUUGCCAAGAAAUAAAGGUUCUUGAUAGGCAAGUCCCGGGCACAAGAGCUGGGCAUGGAGCAUGUGUGUUAAAAGACAAGAUGGUAGUUUUUGGAGGAGCGCAGCGAAUUUUGAGGUAUGAUGAUGUGUGGUUCCUUGACAUGAGUUCUUUACUGUGGUAUUGUCCUUCUAUCAAUGGAGAAAAACCAAAUGGCAGAUUUGGACAUUCACAAUUUCCUGCUGGGGAAUCCCAUGUGUUGGUGAUUGGUGGCUGUGGUGGCUCAAACACGCUUUUUGAUGAUGCAUGGCUACUAAAUACACAUUCUUGGCAAUGGACUCAAAUAAAAACUGAAAACAAAAUUUGGCAACCUCCAGACAUUUGGUGUCACCCAUUAGCCAAAAUUGGCGAGAUAAUUGUCACAUUUAGCGACCAAACAGUUUGUAACACUUGCAUUGGUUGGCAUGGGAACCCUCUUCAGAGCAGCCUUUUUGAUGGACCAGUGCCAGUCCCUUCAGUGACCUGUUCGCAAUGCAAAGAGAAUAAAGUAAAGAAACAAAACUAUGAUUCACAUUUCCAGCUUUAUGUUCUGGAUAUUAGCAAUGUCAUUAAAACAGCAACAGCAACUUGGACUUCAAAACCAAGUUUUGUUCCGCAAAGUGUAUCAAGGUCACGGUCACUGUUCACGAUAACUGGUGGAAGAGCGGAACUAUUUAUUUUUGGUGGUGUAUUCAAUAUGGAGAAGCUGAAAAUCAAUAACUGUCCUCCCACCGGUCUAAUCAUGGUUAAAGCCAAAUAAUUAAUCAAUCAAUGAAUAAGAUCUUCUGUAUUUCUAAAUAUUCAUAUUUAAAACUCUCUUUAUUUUGCUAUCUUAUUUGUUACUGAUUUUGCCAAUUAUUUCAUAUUUGAAAUUGUGAGAGUAACGCAUUAUCAUGUUAACAAUGAGACAAUAUUCCCAAAUAUUCUCAAUUGUUCAUCUUUAUGACAUGCAAGAAUGAUUUUGCUAAACACAAUGCUUUGGCUAUCAUUGGAUGAUUCGUAAUUUUCCCCUUGAUUUUCCCGAUCGAAUUUUGUUCACAGUUAAGCAAAAUCGAAACACACCGGUCAGGCAGUUAGCAGUCCCAAAAAUCAGAAGCAAAUGAUCGGUUCUUAUCAUUUUUUCUACCUUUGACUAUCAUGUAGUUAGUCUUGAAUCCAUUGCAUAUAAUACAAACCGCAUUACACUGUUGCUGGGGAACUUCGGACAAAUUUUCUGGAAGUUCACUCCCAAAACGUGGAACAUUCUUCGAUUUCUUCUAAUGGAUUUUUUGUACAAUGAAUAGCUUUUCUAAUUGUUUUAAACAUCAAAUUAGAAUUUCGGGAGAACCUUUGAACGUUCCAUAGAAGCAAUAGCGGCGCCAGCCACAAAGCAAAAAAAUUUUGGCCACGCCCUUUUAACCGCCAGAAAACGCCCUUUCGCCAACAGGGAACGCCAAAUCUGACCAAAGGGAACCCCUAUGACUAACUUUGGCUAGGUAAAGGCAGUUUGAGAAUCCUAUGAUUAUAUC